Penicillium psychrosexuale is the source of this 363-nucleotide messenger RNA. RefSeq lists its product as uncharacterized. The record is from RefSeq and is a predicted model, not a curated record. Bases 1 to 363 code for a protein of 120 amino acids. The transcript has 2 exons. NCBI's taxonomy places the organism in Eukaryota, Fungi, Ascomycota, Eurotiomycetes, Eurotiales, Aspergillaceae.
AUGUCCGCGAUACUGUACUCGCUAGAAGCCGCCACCUGCGUUGCUAUAUGGGAAUACCAAGCCAAUACGGUGCAGAUAUAUUCAGAGCCACCGAAUCAUAAAAUAAAGAAUAAAUUGGUGCAAACACAGAAAAAAUGGCUCGAUGAUAAGGAACGUUUGCUUGAUGAAUCAAGGGCCAUAUUCAAGCGGGAAACAUACUUGAUAGAACGGCUUCAACUUCGAGAAGACCGAAUGGCAAAGGGCGACAUUGAUGCUGCUGGACCAGAUCCGAGUAGCACGGCGAGACAUCUCUAUGAGCUUCAGUUCAAGAUUCGACAGAAUUGGCGUGAGCUUGCGGACUUGCUGGAUCGAUAUUGCGACUGA